This is a messenger RNA of Perkinsus marinus ATCC 50983, 2025 nucleotides long. RefSeq lists its product as hypothetical. The coding region runs from base 1 to 2025 and encodes 674 amino acids. The transcript has 17 exons. Lineage: Eukaryota; Perkinsozoa; Perkinsida; Perkinsidae. The record is from RefSeq and is a predicted model, not a curated record.
AUGGGGAAUCGAUGGGAUAAGAAAAUCGAUAGGUUGGUUCGUCGAUUAUCUGUGGUAGUAACAGAACUGGGGGAGGUUCGGAAGCAAGCUGAAGGGAAGGAGGAGACGCAGGAGAAUGCUCGCAAGGAGAUAGCAAAUGUAAAGCGAGUCGCGGCUCGAGAGCGAUCUCAGCAAUUGCAAGCGCUCGCUGACCUACGGCACGCCUCUACAGAGAGGAUCGCUGCGCUCACUGCGAAGUGUGGGAAGUUGGAGGAGGCGGUAGCUCACGAGGAAGGGCGCAAGGAGGAAAUUGAAAAGCAACGUGAGCGAGUCGUCGCGAUGGAGAUUGUCAUUGAAAGCUUGACGCAAGAAGGGAAGGAGCAGACGGAGGCCAACCGCUUGCUGCGGAAGAAUAUGCAAAUUUUAGAGGAGAAAUUAAGAACAGUUGAGGAGGAAAAGAAAAAGGAGAUCAACGUGGUGAAAUCGCAAGAAGCGGAGCGAACGAAGCAGCUGCUUGAGCGUAUUGGAGCCAUGGAAGGAGAGCUGGAGGAGAGGGAGGGUCGCUUUAGAGUUAACGAGGAGGAAGUGAAGACGGCGAAGGGUGAGGUGGAAGAGAUUAAAAUUGAACUGGAGAAGGUGUAUGCGGAAUUGUCGGGACUGAGGCGACAAGUGGAGUUAGAGGAGAAAAGAAGGGUAGCAGUAGAGGAGCGGUAUGAGAAAUUGAAGGGGGCUGAGAUGAAGAGUGUGAAGAGGAGGAGGCGGCUGAGGAGAGUCUCCGCUCCACUGCUGGAUGCGGCGGUUGGGCAUUAUAAUAAUAAUAUCAUCGCUGAAUUGAAGGGAGAGGUAACCGAUAUCACGGCACAGCUCAUGAAGACGAUCGGGCAGCUUCGGGCGAGUGAGGAGGGGAGAGAUUCAGUUGAAGUGAAGUUGGAGAGGGUGGAAAUGGAGUUGGCCGAGGAAAGAGAGAGAAUUGAGGAAAUGAAGGGAGAAGUGAAUACCAAAACUAGAGAACUUGCAUCGCUCCGCUCAACGGUGCUCGAUACGGAGUCCACCGCAGCCCGGGAGGCAGCAAAGACGGGCGUUGCUCAGCAGGAGGCGACGGAGAAGAUACGUAUGUUGGAGAUUCGCCUCACUAUGCAGGAUCAGACUUUGGCUGCUAUGGCCGAACAGUGCGACAAGUGGAGACUACAAAGCGAGCAUUCACAAUCACAAGUUUCCGCCAGAGAGUUGGAGCUGAACUCCAUGGGGGUUUCGCUGAAGGAGUGGAAGAGUCGAGCGGCGGAGCUCUCGGAAGAUCUCGCCACCGCUGGGGACUCAUUGGUUAACGCUGAGACUAACAUGCUUGAUUUACAGUUCAAAGUGUCCUAUUACGAGACUCUGCAGUGUCAGCAGGAGGCAGCUGUGGUUGUGGCCAGGGCGUGUGUUGUUGGUGUGUUGAGAGCUGCUGAGAAGGAGAGCGCUCGAGAGGCUGCAUCUAGUGCGGAACUACUCCGAUUAGCCGAAUGUGAGGCGGCCCGGGUGAAGGAGGAAGCUGCUGAGCUGGUGGUCGCGGUGGAGGGUAUGCGGCGUGAAAAGGAGGAGGUGGAGGGGCUUAGAGAGCUGAUGUUAAUCGAAGAAGUGUCGAGACUUGAGAUUUGUAUGAAGGAAUACAACAAAGUGAAGGUGGACUUGGACGGAGAAUUGGAAAAGGCGAUGGGGAAGAUUGCUGAGCUUGAGGCUGAGAUAGAGUUACUCCGAACAACCGGUCUGUGUGCUGAGCAGCGUCAAACGCUUGAGGGAGAAAUUGAAGAGAUGAACAGGACACUGCAAGAGGCCCUAGGGGAUCUGUCUUCCACUCGUGCUGAUCUUGAGAGUGCUACUGAGGAGGUUGGCCGGUGCCACAAGAUGAUGGAGCACUUUGAGAUGAAGGUUAUCACCGCGGCGGAUUCGGGAGGGAGGCAGCUCCCACAGAGCAAGAGGGUCCAUUACGUUCAGCAUCUGAGACCUCUUAAUGAGUACACGCCGGUCAUCAACUGGGCAAGGAGUCCCAUCUCCAGCGGCAUGUAA